AUGCCAAAGUUAGAUGAAAAGCCCCGGGUUUUCCUAGAAGAAUUUCGUGUUAAGAACGCUGCUGAAGAUUACGGAUUAGCUGAUGAUAAAUGGGACUUUAGUAAGUUUAAAGAAAGGUUUCGUAUUGUCAUUAUAAAAAUGGAUAAUCUGGAAAUGGAAUUUGAUUUAAUUGGUAUACAGCCAGCAUUUGCAAAUGCUUUCCGUAGAAUUAUGCUAAGUGAAGUACCUAGUAUGGCUAUAGAAAAAGUGAUGAUUAAAAAUAAUACAUCAAUAAUUCAAGAUGAAAUAUUAGCCCAUAGAUUAGGCUUAAUACCUCUAAAAGCUGACCCAAGACUAUUUGAAUAUCGUCCUGUAGGUGCAACUGAGGGGACUGAGUUUGAUACAUUAGAGUUUUCAUUGAAAGUAAAAUGCACUCUCAAUAAGACACAAACAAAAGACUCAUUCAGGCCCGAAGAUUUAUAUGAAAACCAUAGUGUAUAUUCUUCACAAAUGAAAUGGCUUUCUAUAGGAAAUCAAGGUUCUGUUCACAAAGACAAUGAUGUUGGGCCAGUACAUGGGGAUAUAUUGAUAUCAAAAAUGAGACCAGGCCAUGAGUUAGAUCUUCAUCUUGUAGCAAUUAAGGGGAUUGGAAGGGAUCAUGCUAAGUUCUCUCCAGUUGCUACAGCAACUUACAGACUGCUUCCCGAAAUAACCUUAACACAGGAGGUAAAUGGUGGUGAUGCAACACUACUACAAAGUUGUUUUUCACCUGGAGUAAUAGGAAUUGAUUCUAAUGGUUGUGCAUAUGUAAAGGAUGCUCGAUAUGAUAGUUGUAGUAGAAAUGUAUACAGAUAUGAUUCAAUUAAAAAUUCUGUAAUAUUAAGCAGAAUUAGGGAUCAUUUCAUAUUCAAUGUCGAGUCUGUUGGAGCAAUGGCACCUCAUGUAAUCUUUACUGAAUCAAUUAAAAUACUAAGAGAUAAAUGUAAAACAUUAUUGGAUGAGUUAUCCAAUUUUUAA
Pieris macdunnoughi is the source of this 996-nucleotide messenger RNA. Lineage: Eukaryota; Metazoa; Arthropoda; Insecta; Lepidoptera; Pieridae. The record is from the annotation of a GenBank genome assembly.